Messenger RNA from Xenopus laevis (African clawed frog), 1460 nucleotides. RefSeq names its product 5-hydroxytryptamine (serotonin) receptor 1A, G protein-coupled L homeolog (gene htr1a.L). Gene Ontology annotation, biological process: regulation of vasoconstriction; regulation of hormone secretion; positive regulation of MAPK cascade. Gene Ontology annotation, molecular function: G protein-coupled receptor activity; G protein-coupled serotonin receptor activity. Gene Ontology annotation, cellular component: plasma membrane; membrane. The record is from RefSeq and is marked provisional. Lineage: Eukaryota; Metazoa; Chordata; Amphibia; Anura; Pipidae.
GUCUGACGCACUCGCUCGCUUCUAAACGCGCAGUGUGGGACUUCAGCAGUCGCCAAUGAUUCGCAGGAGCAAGAAACGGAGGCUGGAGAGGGAUCUGUUGCUACUUAGGAAACUAUGGCUACUGUAAAGAAGCGAAAAGCAGGAGUGUCGCCCGAGGAGAAGAAGUAACAAACCCACAUGGCAUCUCUACCCUUACCCCGACCCCUCUGCCUGCUCCGACCCCUCUGCCUGCUCCUCGUCUAGGCUCGGCUAUGGAUGCUUCAAACAACACUACCUCUUGGAACAUACUUCAGAGAGGGAUGGGACCGAGUUGGAGGAGGUGCCUGAGUUAUCAGAUCAUCGCUUCUCUCUUUCUAGGACGCUCAUUCUCUGCGAUUUUUGGCAACGCGUGUGUCAUCGCGGCCAUCGCCUUGGAAAGGAGUCUGCAGAACGUGGCCAAUUAUCUCAUAGGUUCCCUGGCUGUCACCGACCUGAUGGUGUCGGUGCUGGUGUUGCCCAUGGCCGCCCAAAACCAAGUACUGAACAAGUGGACUCUGGGGCAGGUAACGUGCGAUAUCUUUAUCUCCUUGGACGUGUUGUGUUGCACUUCGUCUAUUUUGCACCUGUGCGCUAUAGCGCUGGACCGCUACUGGGCGAUCACCGACCCCAUCGACUACGUGAAUAAGCGAACUCCCCGGCGAGCCGCUGUGCUCAUCAGUAUAACGUGGAUUGUAGGUUUUUCAAUCUCUAUACCCCCCAUGCUCGGCUGGAGGACCCCAGAAGACAGGUCCGACCCCAACGCGUGCAGAAUCAGCGAAGACCCCGGCUACACCAUUUACUCCACUUUUGGGGCGUUUUACAUCCCGCUGAUCCUCAUGCUGGUGCUGUACGGGAAGAUAUUCAAGGCAGCCCGCUUCAGGAUCCGAAAAACUGUCAAGAAAGCGGAAAAAAAGAAAGUCGCCGACACCUGCUUGUCGGUGUCCCAGCAAUCGCCGAAAGAAAAGCAACGGGGAGCCCAGCAAGAACUGGAAGAGGUCGGUGGAGCCCAAGCCCAGCGUUGCGUGAAUGGGGCAAUAAGACACGGGGAGGAGGGGGCUGUGCUGGAGAUUAUUGAGGUGCACCAUUAUGUCAACUCUAAAUGCCACCUGCACUGCAAACCAUGACCACCACCUCAGUUGCCCCCUAAAAACGACAGAGCGACUGAAGCAAAAAGGAAAGUGGCUUUGGCCAGGGAACGUAAAACGGUCAAGACGUUAGGUAUAAUAAUGGGCACGUUCAUCCUGUGCUGGUUGCCCUUCUUCAUAGUUGCCCUUGUUUUGCCUUUCUGUGAAACCUGCCACAUGCCACACUUGUUGUUCGACAUCAUCAACUGGCUGGGCUACUCCAACUCCCUGCUCAACCCCAUCAUCUACGCUUACUUUAAUAAGGAUUUCCAAAGUGCUUUUAAGAAAAUCAUCAAGUGCAAAUUCUGUAGACAGUGA